CUUAAGGAAGCUGUGGCCGAUGUGAUAAAAAAAGGAGGAGGAGGAACGAAAGAAGACAUUGUGAUUAUUAAUGAUGAUGAGCCAGACCCUAAAAAUGACCCAUGUUGUAAAUCGUGUAGAAAGUGACAUGUAAACUUUAUCAGGCCAUGAGUAGUGAUGCUUUUACUAUUUUUGAUAACAAUAAUUUACACAGUGUGAACUUUAUGAAUGCCAGCCAGUCAAUGAUGUCUCUGAUAAGGAGUGAGACUACUGAGCAACAUGAUACACAUUCUCUCCAGGUGUCCAAUACUAUGCAGAGAUAAUAAUAAUUAUAACUAACUAAACAACAGUAGUAAACAUAACAUGUUGCUCUUAGGCUCCAGUACAGCAACAAAAACAAAAAAGAAGUCAAUGUCCUUGUUGAAGACUACUUGCACAAUUAUUUCUAUGUACUUUUAAUAUUUUCCAUUCUAGGUGUCCCUUGAAUAAAAUACCACCGAGGUGCAUCAGGCUGCAUUUGCAAUACUUCAAAGCCCACGCAUUAUUAAAGAAGGGUAUGUAGCCUUAUAUGGAAGUUGAAAGCUGUAGCAAAGGAGUGGUUGGCUUUUUAUCAAAGCUGCCUGCCCUUAAAUUUUUAAAGCCAUGGCCUCAAACGUUGCAGGUGCAGGAAAACAGCUCAGAAUAAUCUUUGUUGGUGAUUCUGGUGUUGGGAAGACAUCAAUAUUCAAAUUAUUUGAAAAUCAUGAAGUCUUCCAGUCUCCUGUAGUCACAAUUAAUCCUCAGACAAUAGAAAGAAACAUUGUCAUUGGGCCACCACAUGAGACUGUAAAGCUCUUGAUUUAUGACACAGCUGGUCAUGAAAGGUUUAGGACCUUCACAAGACAGUACUAUCAAGAUGCAGACAUUGCCUUCCUUGUUUUCAGCAUCACUGAUGGUCCUUCAUUCCACCACAUUGGAGAGAUAUGGAUGAAAGAGAUGGCUACUAACAGACAGGGUAACACCGAGAUGAUUCUGAUUGGUAACAAGUCUGAUCUGGCUGAUGACAGGAUUAACCCUCAAUCAACUAGCAAACAAUUCGCUGAGCAAUAUCAGAUGAGGUUUAUUGAAAUGUCUGCCAUUAAAAAUGAUGAUUUUCAAAAGUUGUACAGCGUGCUUAAGGAAGCUGUGACCCAUGUGAUAAAGAAAGGAGGAGGAGGAACGAAAGAAGACAUUGUGAUUAUUAAUGAUGAUGAGCCAGCUCCACGAGAUGAUGGAUGGUGUUCAAAAUGCUGAAAUUAAGUGACGUGCAAACUUUAUUAGGCCAUGAGUAAAGUGAUACUUUUACUUUUUGAUAACAAUAAUUUACACAGUGUGAACUUUAUGAA
Messenger RNA from Amphimedon queenslandica, 1343 nucleotides. RefSeq names its product ras-related protein Rab-1-like. The transcript is spliced from 2 exons. Gene Ontology annotation, molecular function: GTPase activity; GTP binding. The record is from RefSeq and is a predicted model, not a curated record. NCBI's taxonomy places the organism in Eukaryota, Metazoa, Porifera, Demospongiae, Haplosclerida, Niphatidae. Bases 622 to 1251 code for a protein of 209 amino acids.